UUUUUUUGUGGCUUUUUUUUUGUGAAGAAGGGCAGAAAAUGGCGGCUUUUCACCUUCCUGGCAUUGAGGACACCGAGCUAGAACUAUUAUUGAGUGAAAUGGGCUGGGAUCCUCGCUAUGCUUCUCCUGCACUCGACCCUUACACCAAAGAGCUGAUGGAGACGGUUCAUGAAGCACAGAUGAAGCUUCUGCAUCAGCACAACUCUAAAAAGGAAACAGUAGAGUUACAGGAGCAGACGACUGAAAAACUCAAACGUAUGAAGGUACAACUGGCUGACACUGAGGCUCUGAUCAAGGCAAACACACAAGAAAUGGAGGUGGGGAAGCAUCUGUCAGCCCUCACCGAGAGAGAGUCGUGUCGCUUCGCUCAGCUGACAGCUCAGACUGAAACAGAGCUCAGGUCUACAGAUGAGAGGAUAGACAUAUUAGAGAAAGACUUGUUCAAGCAACAGCAGAAGCUUGAAGAACUCAGGCUUCAGAUGGACUGGGACCAGCAGCAGAUGGAUAACUUCUUAAAGGAAUCAGCUGAAAAGGAUGACGACCUAAUGACCAUCAUCAAAUAUUCCCAGCAGGAUGAACACAGGAUCAAGGAACUCACUCUGGCCUUAGAGAAGAAGUCCCUGGAGGCCAAUGAAAAGCGAAAAGCCGUCGACAAAGAGCUAACAGAGACUAGAUCUGCAGAGUUAGCUUUGGCCAAGACCUUAGAAAACAUAGAGCAGACUCGCUCUGAGAUCCAGCAGCUCUUCAAUCAAUGUGAAAACACCAUCAAGCAGAAAAAGCAACUGGACUCCAAUAUGCAACAAUGCGCUUUGCAUCUUGCUCAAGGCAAGCAGCAAAUAUGGGAAAGGAAUGCCAGCAUUACAGAGCUGAAGCACAGGUUGGAUACGGAGAUGAAGAACAACGAGGAGCUUCAGAGGAACAUCGCAGCAAAAAAGAGGCAGGGGGUGAUAUUACAGCAGCAGCUGAAGGAGCAGGAGGACGACAUUGGCAGGAUGCAGGAUGAGCUCAAAAGCAGCAAAGUCAUGCUGGACGGAAACCUGUCCGAUGUCAGGUUUAUGAAAUCCCAAAUAUCCAGAAUGAAGAAAGACAUCGCACGCAACGAUGAAAAAAUAAAGGAGGGUGAGGUUUACAAUGCUGCUCUGGAGGAGAAGCUGAGGAGUGUGAUCCAGACUGCUCUCAAUGAGGAGGAGAGAGCUGCUCAGAUGGAGCAGAUGAUUAAGGAAACUGAUCAGGCCAUCAAGAAGUUGGAAGUUCAGCAAAAUUACCUGAUGGAGGAGCUAUUCCGCCAGAAACACCAGUUCAAGCUCCUCAAAGAGAAGGAGAAGAGUCUCACCACCCAGAUUUCGACGAAGAAAUUCACCACGUCCAGCUUGCAAAAAGAGCUCACUAAGCUGGAGAAACAACAGACUGAUCAGCAGAUGAUCAUGAACAAACAGGUCGUUAAGAUACAUUGGCUGCAACUCCAAUUAGCCAAGCUGAAGGGUGACGUUCAUGAGGAUGAGAAAGAGGUGUUGGAGACGAGGCUUGGUGAGCUGAAAAAAACUCUGGAGGAAAAGAAAUCGACAGCCAAAAGUCUUAAGAGUGCGCUUGGGGACUGUGAGGCUAAUAUACACUUUAUGAGGAAGGAGAUGGAGAAGUCAGAGGCCCUGAAGAGAGACCUGUCUGACAGGGUCCAGGAGAAGGACCAAGUUUCUGAAUAUCUCAAAAAGGAGUUGAAGAAGCUGCAACUGAAAAACAUGGAUGUGAAAGUGGAGAACAACGUCUUACGGAGAGAAGUUGGGCGUGUCCGGGAUCUCGUCUACGUAGAGGCAGAAAGCAUGCUGUCCCUGGAGAUGAGGAAGUUAGAGCUGGAGAAAGUCAUGCAAGAGAGGGAGCAGGAGAUUAAAGUUUACACAGGAAUGCUCAGACAGCAGCUGAAGAUUACUGAGAAGGACAGGCAGCAUCUGAGCAUGGAAUUAAAUGAAAAACUGUCCAAAAUUGACAAGAUGAAGAAACGUUUUGAAGCCAUGGAAAAAAAUAUGACUGGUCCUGAGGAGAAAUACCAGACUUGCAUCACUAAGGCUGUGCUAGAGAAAAUGGAACUUCAACAGAAAACAGAUGAAAUAGACGCUCAAGUCCGCAAGAUGGAGCUCGAAACUAAAGCCCUCCAGAACACUGUGCAGCUGUUCACUGAUGGCUCCUCCUUCUUUCACAGUCUUCUCAACAAAGCAACGAAAUGCUGUCCAGAGUAUCAGGAAAACGAGAAGCAACAGGAGGAAAUGAAGGCCACCGAGGAAAAGCUGAAGUUAAAGAAGCAAGAAGUUUGUUCGCUACGCGAGGAAAUCCAGUUCACCAAACUGACCAAAGAUAUCCGCUCAGCAAGAAACACCAAAAACGAGACUCUGGAGGAGCAAGAUCUGAAACUGAGAGAGUUAAAUGAAUUCAAUAGCACCAUCAGAAAGAUGGUGAAUAAGGCCAUAGAGGAGGAUCCUGAGCUCAGACCUGUGCUGGAGCAACACUUUAAACAGGCCAGCCUGCCCCUUCCAUCUCCUUCCUCCGUCCUCGGUAGUCAGCGGAGCUCCAAGAGGAGCUCUCCUCGCAUCCCCUCGUCUCUCAGCUCUCCUGAAUCUGCAGCAGGCAGCGGCUCUGAAGCUUGUGCAGCUUCCUCUCCUCGGGUGACAACUUUGAGUCUGGACCUGGACCUGAGCGGUGCCUCUGCUUCUCGCACUCCUCCUAAAUGUCCCGCCUCUGCAAGCAGUGAAGGCAGCAGCAGAAGCAGGAAGAAAUAGACCUAAUUGGCCAAUUUUCUGUUUUAAUUUAAGCUUUUAGCUAACAGCUUUUAACAGUUUGUUGAUUGACACAAUUUAUAUGUCUGUUUGUUCCAGAGUGACAUUAAUAAAAACAAAA
Molecule: messenger RNA, 2886 nt
Organism: Cyprinodon variegatus (sheepshead minnow)
Lineage: Eukaryota; Metazoa; Chordata; Actinopteri; Cyprinodontiformes; Cyprinodontidae
Gene: ccdc39
Product: coiled-coil domain containing 39
Exons: 19
Coding region: 39-2768 (909 amino acids)
Biological process (GO): inner dynein arm assembly; cilium-dependent cell motility; cilium movement
Cellular component (GO): axoneme
Source: RefSeq, a predicted model, not a curated record